AGCAGCUAUGCCGACAAGUUCAUGGAGCGGAUCAUAGCGAUGGCGAUUCCGACGACAACGACGUCGAGCAAGCGGGAGCUCGACCGCAUUCUUGGACGAAUAGAGAUGCAGCGGAGCAGGCCGCAGCUGAGCAUGCAGAUCAUGUCCCGGAACUCGAUUCUUUUGCUCCAGCGGUUGUCGAUCCCGUUCGAAACGAUCGACAUGUUCAUCAACUUCUUCAACUGGAAAAACCCGACGCUCACCAUCACGGGGAUGCUCUUUCUCACACUGUGCAUCCUGAAGCCCAUCAACCUCCUCACCUUCCCGCUCUUCUACAUCUGCUUUGAGAUCAUCAUACCGGCAUACACGGUGCAGAACCCGAACACGGACGAGGGUGUCCAUGGGUGGGAGGACGAGCUCCCGAAGCCCGUGAACGAGUUCACGCGGGAGUUUUUGCUCAACGUGACGGACUUGCAAAACCACAUGCUUCUUUACGUCAACGCGUGGGACUUUGUCAACGCGUGGUGCUGGAAGCUCUUCUACUUCCGGGACGAGAUGCUCACGUGGCUCAUUUUUGUGAGUCUCCUUGCCCUGGGUCUCCUCGUCGAGACGUUCGGCACCUCCGCCAUAGCGUUCUGUUUCCCGAUGAUCAAGCUUUCGCUGGUCAUUAUCUCCUGGAUGCUGAUCAUCCUCACCCACCCAAAGAACCGCACCCAGAUCCUGGAACUGUUCUACAGCGAGGAGUUGAGGCUGAAAACAAUGAGUCUCUUGAACUACUACGAAUCCAAGGUGAUCAACGACAUCGAUUUGACCAGCGACGAGAUGGAAAUAAGGCAGAUCGAAAUCUUCGAGUUGCAAUAUUACAACGACGACUCGAAGGCCUGGCAGUUUGCUUGCUUUUCCAAGGACAUAUAUCCUCCAAACAACCACGUCAGACUGAACAGUAUGCCCAUUGAGGAGUCGUCGCAGUCUAACCUCCAAAGAAGAAGGGCAAGCAACGAUUUCAAUAACAUUCUGUUGGAUCCCUUGACUUUGAACAAAACCUUAGUCGAGCAGCUGGAAACUGGAGUUAACUUGGAAGGAUGGUAUCUGGACCUAAGUCCCGAUCACUGGGUCUUUAACAACUACUUACAAAGUGUGCUAGAGGUUGACGAAGACUCAAAAUGGGUCUACGACCUCGUGGUAAUGGGCAACGGAGUCGAUGCUUACAAGGCUGGGUUGGGUUUGACCAACGGAAAGCUAAAGCGCAGUCGUGGAGACGUGAGACGUCGCAGAUGGGUCAGGUACGCAGUUAGAGAG
Messenger RNA from Pichia membranifaciens NRRL Y-2026, 1278 nucleotides. RefSeq lists its product as hypothetical. Gene Ontology annotation, biological process: peroxisome organization. The annotation marks the transcript as partial. The transcript is spliced from 2 exons. Lineage: Eukaryota; Fungi; Ascomycota; Pichiomycetes; Pichiales; Pichiaceae. Gene Ontology annotation, cellular component: peroxisomal membrane. The record is from RefSeq and is a predicted model, not a curated record.